Messenger RNA from Portunus trituberculatus (swimming crab), 2188 nucleotides. RefSeq names its product BTB/POZ domain-containing protein 6-like. Gene Ontology annotation, biological process: neurogenesis. Bases 526 to 1821 code for a protein of 431 amino acids. The transcript is spliced from 9 exons. Lineage: Eukaryota; Metazoa; Arthropoda; Malacostraca; Decapoda; Portunidae. Gene Ontology annotation, molecular function: protein binding. Gene Ontology annotation, cellular component: cytosol. The record is from RefSeq and is a predicted model, not a curated record.
AAGUGAGUGAGUGGUAGUAUGCCUGGUGUGUGUGGCGCCGGGCCGAUACCUUUCCCUAUCGUAGAGGAGAAUACGAAAGCUACCAUUGCACUGUUAAGAGGAAGGUCGCCGCUGUACCUCUCCCGUGUUUCAGGUGCAAGCCUCCGGAGGGAAUUUCAGGAACGAGGGAGAAACCGUCAGGUGUUCAGCAGCACGUGUAAUUAGCAAGCUCCUCCUCACCCUCAGGCUCCGGCAAUCCAGUCAAGCCAGACAACAGUCACCGUCACGCGAUAUUCCAGACGCCUAAUUUACCCCCUGCCUUUUCUUCAAUUUCAUAUUCUUUUUAUCAAAUAAUAAGCAAAAUCUCAUUUACCAAUGUAGUCUUUGUAUUUUUCCUAUAAUACCAAAUUUCCUCUAAUUGCUGGAGCCUGAUGUCUCAACCGUUACAUUAAUUUAAAAUAGCACCAAUAAACAAAAAAAAAAAAAACAUUACGGGGCACCGGUGCUGUGACACCUUCACAGCACAUACUGUGCAUAAUCAACGAGAUGUCCGGAAAGGCUGGAUCUUCUGGCACCUCAGCGCGCCCAUGGCAAGAUUCCUUACACACAGCAGGACAGGCGCUCAACUUUCUUCUGGCGUCUGGCACUCUCUCAGACGUCACGCUAAUGGUCGGCCGGGAAGGUAAACAGUUCAAGGUGCACCGCCUCAUCCUGGCCAUGAGGAGUCCAGUCUUGGAGGACAUGUUGCUCCUCAACACCACCAGCAAAAGCAACGUCAUCACUCUCAAGGACGAUUCACCUUCUGCCUUCUACUGGCUACUCAAUCACAUCUAUGCCGACAAGAGCGACAUCAACGAUAUUGACCUUGCCCUGCAAGUGCUCGGUUUGGCGGACAAGUACAUGGUGGCCAGCGCUUACGACAUCUCUAUUAGGUUCUUGCAGGCUGCUGUGAAGCGAAACAAUGUACUUAAAAUCUACAAGUACGUGGUUCAUCUAUUUCCUGACAACGAGUCUCUGAGGAACCUUUGCUCAAGGAUAUUCCAGGACAACGGAAACGCAGUUCUGGUGUCUCCUGCUUUGCUGGAGCUUACCCCAGAGACAAUGGUACAACUCCUAAUGGAGCCUCUUAGGGUAACGUCAGAGACAGUAAUAUUCAAGGCUCUCGUCAAAUGGGGUCAAGCUCAGGUCAAGCUACAGAAGAAGCCGUCCACAGCGUCAUUACUUCGCCAGGAGAUAAGUCAGUUUCUGCCCAUGGUGCGCUUCUUCACCAUGACCUACGAGGAAUUCGUGCAGAGCGUCGUUAUCUCAGACGUUCUCACUCCCGACGAGAGCGUUUUCAUCCUUAAGAGCAUCGCAAACCCUGAAGGAGACGUUUCGUCUUUGUCCUCUUACACGAGUAACACCGUCAAGAUCAACAUCAGUAGGGAGUCUCGAGCCUUUCCCAUUACUAAGGACGUGACUCGUACGUGCGUGUGUGAUGGCGUCAGCAAGCUGUGGUUACAGGAACAAGUGUACCAUUUCCAGCUUGUGCCCAAUGACAACAUUAUUCUCCUGGCAGUCAACGUCCAGCUGCAGGGUGGCAGCAAGGAGGCCCAGGUCAGCAUUCGUAAGGAAGAUCCAAGCUCAUCAGUGAUCGCCAGUGCCGAGUCACGUAGCGGCCACCUUCCCUUCAGCCACCCAGUUUACAUGCGAGAGGACGUCACCUAUAUCGUCACCAUUCACGUCCCUGAUCCCCAAACGUCCCUCUACGGCAACAAGUUCAGUAAGGAGGUUUACGAAGUUGGUGGAUUUAGAUUUAUAUUAGCCCCAGGAGUCUUCGUGAGUUCGCUGGAGUUUUUCUGAUGAUGAGAAACGAGACUCGUACAAAUUUUCAAAGUGUGUCGAUAUACUGCGAUAGGAAGGCGAAUGCGUUUUAUGGUAUAGUUCCGUCUCCAAGAAAAGGAACGGUGUGUAGCGAUAGGGUGGGUCAUUACAGUACAAACCAUUGAUAACUUUAAUGCACGUGUGGAUACAGAUAGUGAUUUUUCCGUACUUGUGUCAUAUUAAUUUCAUAUUAUUGUGUUCUUGUACUUUUAAGAGUAAACCUAACAUUUUUGAAGCUAAAAAAAUAGCCAAAUAAAUCUACUACUGUUUUCUGUCCUGCAAACGAUUUCCAUUUUCUCUCUUUCUCCACAUUGCGUUGUGCAACUAAUAAACAAUAUUGUAAUUC